GGGCCGGAAGCGCAGCGGCCGCGACGCGGACGCCGGGAGCGGCCGAGCGGGGAGGCUGUGGCUGGCGGGCGGGUGGGCACGGAGGCCGAGGCCGCGGCCCGGGCUCUCCGCGCCGCUGUGGAGGGCGCCCUGGCCCUAACCGAGCCGCAACAAUACUAGGAGCGGGUCGCCGGACACGAUCGGCGGGCGAGGGGGAAGCGGGACUACCGCUCCAGAGCGCUGCGGCGAGAGAGACUUUCGGAGCCUGGACGUGCUGGAGCACACAGAGCUGACUGAGGAAAUUGUCUGAGAAAAAGGCCGAUCUGAGGCUGGGUUAGGUGGAGGAACCUGCAAGUCGAAAGGGAAAAGAAGGUUUAAGAUUUCCUGGGGGUUUGGCCAAUGCUACCGUUUUGAAGGUAGAAAGCAUUGCGCUUCAGGUGUUUUGUGAUUGUUGUGUGUGUGUCUGCACAAUUGGUUCAUUUCAGAAUUCAAAAACCUUUACUGUAGAAGAAGAUGGUUGUUUUGUUUUGAUUUUUAAAAGAAAUCCGCAAAUUUUGCUUCCCAGGGCUGCACUGGACCGUGUUGUGUACAUACUGCUGUGUGGUUUUAUUUAUUUUAACUGUGCAAAUCGUCUGGAAGAUUUUUCUCCCAAGUGCCAUUUCGGAUUUGUUCAGCCUUUUUGUUUUGUUUUGUUUUGUUUUUGUUUUUCCUUCCCUGGAAUAAUUCUGCUGUUGGCAUUUUAAGCAUUUGGAAACCAGAGAUUUUUUUUUUCAACCUUUGGAGCUUAAGGCUUCCCUGUCAACAGAAGGACAGCUGGGGAAACUGGAUUGAAAGGAUGGCUUUUAUCUGUCUGCAACUAAGACUGAUAUUUUGAAGUCAGAUUCUUUCUGUGGUUCAGUUUUUAGCCCGUAGGGCUAACCUUGAAGAGAUUUGUGGUUAACAGUUUGGUUUCUAAGAAGGUCAUAGUUUUUCCUCUCUUUUUUUCUUUUCAUUUUCUUUUUUAAGACGAGGGAGGGGAAGGUUAAGGGUGAAGGAAGGAGGAGACCAUGUUAACCGAUAGAAGCAGAAUAGCACUGCAGUUACCAGGGUCCUGACAGCUGGAAGAAACAAGGAUUCAGUCUUCAACUUGGGAGGCCUUCCUCUCACCUUCCUUCAAAAUUGCAAGGGACUCAGGCCUGAUCAAGACGCCCAAAGAAACUACAGGAUUCCAGAACUGUGGAGACACGGAGAAACCAUGAGCAUACGGUUGCCCCAUAGUAUAGACAGAUCAGCCAGUAAAAAGCAAUCUCACCUGUCCAGCCCCAUUGCAUCCUGGUUAAGUAGCCUGUCUUCUCUGGGAGAUUCUACACCUGAACGCACAUCCCCUUCUCACCACCGCCAGCCCUCUGACACCUCUGAGACAACAGGUCUUGUUCAGCGCUGUGUCAUCAUCCAAAAGGACCAGCAUGGCUUUGGCUUCACAGUUAGUGGAGAUCGCAUUGUGCUGGUGCAGUCUGUGCGCCCUGGAGGCGCAGCCAUGAGAGCUGGUGUGAAAGAGGGUGACCGGAUCAUCAAAGUAAACGGCACCAUGGUGACCAAUAGCUCACACCUGGAGGUAGUGAAGCUUAUCAAAUCUGGCGCCUAUGUUGCGCUUACCCUCCUGGGCUCUUCUCCUUCCUCCAUCGGUGUCUCUGGGCUCCAGCAGAACCCUUCUCUGUCAGGAGGGCCCAGAGUUAACCCCAUGAUUCCUCCACCACCUCCUCCUCCACCCUUGCCACCUCCACAACACAUUACUGGACCUAAACCUCUACAGGAUCCUGAAGUCCAAAAGCACGCCACUCAAAUCCUCAGGAAUAUGCUAAGGCAGGAGGAGAAGGAGUUACAGCGUAUCUGUGAGGUGUAUAGUCGGAACCCCGCCAGCCUGCUAGAAGAGCAAAUCGAAGGUGCCCGGCGGCGAGUCACUCAAUUACAGCUGAAGAUCCAGCAGGAGACUGGUGGCUUAGUGGAUGUACUUCCACUCUGUGGUGAGACCAGCCAGAGAACAUGUGAAGGCCGCCUCUCUGUGGACUCCCAGGAGGCAGACAGUGGCUUGGACUCAGGGACAGAACGCUUUCCCUCCAUCAGUGAGUCAUUGGUGAAUCGGAACUCAGUAUUGUCAGAUCCUGGACUAGACAGCCCACAAACCUCCCCUGUAAUCCUGGCCAGGGUGGGCCAGCACCACAGGCGACAGGGCUCAGAUGCAGCGGUGCACCCCCUCAACCACCAGGGUAUAGAUCAAAGCCCAAAGCCUCUGAUUAUUGGCCCAGAGGAAGAUUAUGACCCAGGCUAUUUCAACAAUGAGAGUGACAUCAUCUUUCAAGAUCUUGAAAAACUGAAGUCACAUCCAGCUUACUUGGUAGUAUUUCUACGUUACAUCUUCUCUCAGGCAGACCCCGGCCCCCUGCUUUUUUAUUUGUGUUCAGAAGUUUAUCAGCAGACAAAUCCCAAAGAUUCCCGAAAUCUGGGGAAAGACAUCUGGAAUAUUUUCCUAGAGAAAAAUGCGCCUCUCAGAGUGAAGAUCCCUGAGAUGUUGCAGGCUGAGAUCGACCUACGCCUGCGAAACAGUGAGGACCCUCGCAGCGCGCUUUAUGAAGCUCAGGAGGCAGUCAUGCCGGAGAUCCAGGAGCAGAUCAAUGACUAUAGAUCAAAGCGCACUCUGGGGCUGGGCAGCCUCUAUGGUGAAAAUGACCUACUAGACCUGGAUGGGGACCCUCUUCGAGAGCGCCAAAUGGCUGAGAAGCAACUGGCUGCCCUUGGAGAUAUCUUGUCCAAAUAUGAGGAAGAUCGGAGUGCUCCCAUGGACUUCGCUGUUAAUACCUACAUGAGCCACACUGGGAUCCGUCUUCGGGAGUCUCGACCUUCCAGCACAGCAGAAAAGACCCAGUCUGCCCCCGACAAGGACAAGUGGCUGCCCUUCUUCCCUAAGACCAAGAAGCAGAGCAGCAAUUCCAAGAAAGAAAAGGACGCCUUGGAGGACAAGAAGCGAAACCCCAUCCUCAGAUACAUUGGGAAGCCCAAGAGCUCUUCUCAGAGCACAUUUCAUAUUCCCUUGUCCCCUGUGGAAGUUAAGCCAGGCAAUGUGAGGAACAUCAUUCAGCACUUUGAGAACAGCCAUCAGUAUGAUGUCCCAGAGCCGGGGACACAGCGACUCUCAACAGGAAGCUUUCCUGAGGACCUGCUGGAGAGUGACAGUUCACGCUCAGAGAUUCGCCUUGGCCGCUCUGAAAGCCUCAAGGGCCGGGAGGAGAUGAAGCGAUCCCGGAAGGCAGAGAAUGUGCCCCGGUCUCGAAGUGAUGUUGACAUGGAUGCUGCUGCUGAGGCUACUCGCCUUCAUCAGUCAGCCUCAUCCUCUGCCUCCAGCCUCUCCACCAGGUCUCUUGAGAACCCAACCCCUCCCUUCACCCCCAAAAUGGGCCGCAGGAGCAUUGAGUCCCCCAAUCUGGGGUUCUGUACAGAUGUCAUCCUUCCCCACCUCCUUGAGGAUGAUCUGGGCCAACUGUCUGACCUGGAGCCAGAGCCAGAAGUCCAAAACUGGCAGCAUACAGUGGGCAAGGAUGUGGUGGCAAACUUGACACAGAGGGAAAUUGACCGGCAAGAGGUCAUCAAUGAGCUCUUUGUGACAGAAGCAUCCCACCUGCGCACGCUACGAGUCCUGGACCUCAUCUUCUACCAGCGCAUGAAGAAGGAGAACCUAAUGCCACGGGAAGAGCUGUCAAGGCUCUUCCCUAAUCUGCCUGAACUCAUAGAGAUCCACAAUUCCUGGUGUGAAGCCAUGAAGAAGCUCCGGGAGGAGGGCCCCAUUAUCAGAGACAUCAGUGACCUCAUGCUGGCUCGGUUUGAUGGUCCUGCCCGAGAAGAGCUCCAGCAAGUAGCUGCACAAUUCUGUUCCUAUCAGUCAGUAGCCCUGGAGCUAAUCAGGACUAAACAACGCAAGGAGAGUCGAUUCCAGCUCUUCAUGCAGGAAGCCGAGAGCCACCCCCAGUGUCGGCGUCUGCAGCUUCGUGACCUGAUCAUCUCUGAGAUGCAGCGGCUCACUAAGUACCCACUGCUGCUAGAGAACAUCAUCAAGCACACAGCGGGUGGCACAUCUGAGUAUGAGAAGCUCUGCCGUGCCCGGGACCAGUGCCGAGAGAUUCUCAAGUUUGUGAAUGAAGCAGUGAAGCAGACAGAGAACCGUCACCGCUUAGAAGGGUACCAGAAACGCCUGGAUGCCACUGCUCUAGAGCGGGCCAGCAACCCCUUGGCAGCAGAGUUCAAGAGCCUGGAUCUUACGACAAGGAAGAUGAUCCACGAGGGGCCUCUGACCUGGAGGAUCAGCAAAGAUAAGACCCUGGACCUCCAGGUGCUGUUACUCGAGGACCUGGUAGUGCUGCUGCAGAGACAAGAGGAGAAGCUGCUGCUCAAGUGCCACAGCAAGACAGCUGUGGGCUCCUCAGACAGCAAGCAGACCUUCAGCCCUGUGCUGAAGCUCAAUGCCGUGCUCAUCCGCUCUGUGGCCACAGAUAAACGAGCCUUCUUCAUCAUCUGCACCUCCGAGCUGGGCCCUCCCCAGAUCUAUGAGCUGGUUGCAUUGACAUCAUCAGACAAGAAUAUAUGGAUGGAGCUCUUAGAAGAGGCUGUGCAGAAUGCCACCAAGCACCCUGGAGAUGCCCCAGUACUCAACCAUCCCUCACCACCAGGAUCCCAGGAGCCAGCCUACCAGGGCUCCACCUCCAGCAGGGUAGAGGUGAAUGACUCGGAAGUGUAUCCCACUGAAAGAGAACCCAAGAAGCCAUCUGAAGGCCCCGGGCCCGAGCAGAGAGGUCAAGACAAGCAGCUGCUAGCACAAGAGGGGCCUGAGCAGGAGGAGGAUGCAGAGGAGCUGAGGGCCCUGCCUUGCCCUCCUCCCUCCCUGGAUGGAGAAAACAGAGGCAUCAGGACAAGGGACCCUGUCCUUCUGGCCCUCACAGGCCCUCUGCUCAUGGAGGGACUUGCUGAUGCUGCCCUGGAAGAUGUGGAGAACUUGCGGCACCUUAUCCUGUGGAGCCUGCUGCCUGGUCACACUGUGAAGACUCAGGCUGCUGGCGAGCCUGAAGAUGACCUUACACCCACCCCUUCUGUCGUCAGCAUUACCUCUCACCCCUGGGACCCAGGAUCCCCAGGGCAAGCUCCUGCUAUAAGUGACAACACCCAAUUUCCAAGGCCAGAGGGAAGCCAGCCAGAGGGCGAGGAUGUUGCUCUCUGUUCUCUGGCACACUUGCCACCAAGGACCAGAAAUUCUGGCAUCUGGGACUCUCCUGAGCUGGAUAGGAAUCCAGCUGAAGAGGCUUCAAGCUCAGAACCAGCAGGAAGUUACAAAGUUGUAAGGAAAGUCUCUCUACUCCCUGGUGGUGGUGUCGGUGCAGCCAAGGUGGCGGGCAGCAAUGUUACCCCUGCACUCCCAGAGAGUGGCCAGUCAGAAUCUGAGCUAUCUGAAGUGGAAGGCGGAGCACAGGCUACGGGGAACUGUUUCUAUGUCAGCAUGCCAGCAGAACCUCUGGACUCUAGCACUGAGCCUCCUGGGACACCCCCAAGUCUCUCGCAGUGUCACAGCCUCCCUGCAUGGCCAACAGAGCCUCCGCAACACAGGGGAGUCACUGGGGGUCAGCGUUCCAGCCUGGUCCUCAGGGAUAUGGGUGUGAUCUUCCACACCAUCGAGCAACUGACCGUCAAGCUUCACAGACUCAAGGACAUGGAGCUGGCCCACAGAGAGCUGCUCAACUCCCUUGGAGGAGAGUCGUCUGGUGGAACCACUCCUGUGGGAAGUUUUCACACAGAGGCAGCCAGAUGGACAGACUACUCCCUCUCUCCUCCAGCCAAGGAAGCCCUGACCUCUGACCCCCAAAACAAUCAGGAGCAGGGGUCCUACCCUGAAGAAGGCUCCGACACCCCCCUGGAAGACAGUGCCACAGACACAGCUUCGUCACCAGGACCAUAGCCAUCCAGACAACCAGAGUCUGGCCUGAGCCAGAGCGCCACAUUAGGAGAUCCGAGCCUCCCCGUGAAAGAUACUGUGAGGCCUGGGAAUCCCUCAUGUUGCCUGGUCUGUUCCCACCAGACAGUCCAGUUUAGUGUCUCUUCCUCCUGUUAGCCCAAGUCUCCGUGGCUUUCGUCUCCUAAGCAUGCUGACCACAAUAGAAAGGCCUCCACCCCACAUAGCCAGUGUGGGGUGUGCUAUGUGCACAGUGCCCUUGAGGAGGCUUAUGUAUAAAUGCACUUUCUUCCUCCUCUUCUUCCUAGGCCCCGAGACAGCUAGAUGCCUGGCUCUCCUCUUUGCCCUUUAGUUUCCUAUAAAUAUGUCUAUUGUAUGUGUAUCUUUGCCAUUGUAAAUAACUUAGCCUUUUAUUCUGUCCCUGGCAUGUUCAACCAGUCACAGAGAGCCAGGCAGCAGCCCCGCACAGGGCCAUGAUUGUUUAUGUCCCACUGGCAGGGAGGUCUCCCAGAUUCCAGUGCUGUCAAGCUCCAGGGCCUGCCCACCUCUGAAGCCUAGGCCUUCUCAGUGUCAGGAAAUGCUCCUGCAGGGAGUGUCUUACCCAGCCCUUCCCCACUUGCCCCAUAGAAACAAUACACCAGGUACGGAUCUCAACACAGACUCUCAAGAGAGAUGUGGAGUGGAUUGCUGGAGUCCCUGAGUUAAGUCAGGGCCCUUCCUUCCCCAGGGGCCACAGCACCGUUGGCUCAUCACCCUGUCCUCACGCCACUCCCUACAAUGAACAUACACACUGUGCUAGGUGUAUAUAUACAUAUAUAUAAAUAUAUAUAAUAUAUAAAAUAUAGAUAUGGAAAUGACUGUUUUACUGUUAAAAUAAUGUAUACUCUUAUUUUCUUCCUUUCAUGGUUAAGAUUUUUUUAAAGAAAAGUUAAAUAUUC
Messenger RNA from Mus musculus (house mouse), 6885 nucleotides. It is a transcript of the gene Arhgef11, whose product is annotated as Rho guanine nucleotide exchange factor 11. Lineage: Eukaryota; Metazoa; Chordata; Mammalia; Rodentia; Muridae. Gene Ontology annotation, cellular component: membrane; cytoplasm. The transcript is spliced from 43 exons. The record is from RefSeq and is a predicted model, not a curated record. Gene Ontology annotation, molecular function: G protein-coupled receptor binding; guanyl-nucleotide exchange factor activity. Bases 1214 to 5953 code for a protein of 1579 amino acids. Gene Ontology annotation, biological process: G protein-coupled receptor signaling pathway; Rho protein signal transduction; intracellular signal transduction.